This is a messenger RNA of Sorghum bicolor (sorghum), 1372 nucleotides long. RefSeq lists its product as uncharacterized. The transcript has 3 exons. NCBI's taxonomy places the organism in Eukaryota, Viridiplantae, Streptophyta, Magnoliopsida, Poales, Poaceae. The record is from RefSeq and is a predicted model, not a curated record. The coding region runs from base 215 to 1186 and encodes 323 amino acids.
AGAGGAGUGCCGAGACAGCAAAUAGUCGCAAUAGGCGAGCCAACCCAAACUCUAGCCGUGUCGCCGCGCCUCCCGCACACCGGCGCCGUCGGCCCUCCACCGGGCAAUAUUGCCCCUCCCGGCCGGCCGCACCUGCCCUAUUUUCCAGUCAAGGUUCUCUGUCGUCCACGUCCAGGUUCAAGAAGAGAAGCGGAGACCUAAAGCCAGCGGGAGGAUGGAGGAACCUCGAUUCGAGGAAGAGGAAGAGCCGGAAGAUUACGAAAUCGCCUUGUUUCGUAAGGAGUGGGAUCUCUGCUAUGCCGCUGAUUACGGUCCCUUGGAGGCCACCACUGUGCGGCCCAUGCGCUAUACGUUUAGACCCAUCCCAAAGCAUGCUACUCGGGAGAUCGGAUUGCAGAUCUUCUCUGUUAAAGUCGCCAAACCCAAAGAGGAUGAAGACCUCCACUGGCCUCUGCACGUCUAUGGAUUGAUUGCUACAAGGGAUUCGGCAGAUCUUAGACGUAACCUUGUUUUCAACCGCACUAGAGAUAACUGCCAAAUCCUAACUCAAGAGGAUCCCUUCUUGCUUUUAACAGGCCCCUCUCGUUCAGUUGUGUUAAUCGAUCCAGUUAUAUUCGAAAUUCAACUGAAAGCAAAGUGUGAAACUGAGUCUGAGGAUAAAGUGCUCAACUUCAGAGUCCUUGGGUACAAACAGAACACUAAUUUUCAGGAGCCACCCUUCAUAGACAAAAUGUUUUCACACUGUAAACGAAGUAAGCUUGAGUUCGCAGUUGCACUGCUCUUUGAAUCAAUCGAGGCCACCAUCGUUGUGAGAGUUUUUCAGGGAUCAUGGCCGGAUCAUCUUCGAGGACGAGUUGUUUCCCGGACAGCCAGCAUCAGCCAUGGAGAUAUCGUGCUACUUGAUUCUCGUGAUGGACGAAUGCCUAUCGGUGAUUGGGGGGAUGUUUCGCUUCCAAGAUGCGUUGUUUCUGUGGAAUCAGAAGGGCAACUAAAAGUUGAUGUGGUGGCUUCACAUGUGGAUGAUGACAACAAUGUUGUUGCGAAAGAUGUUGUUGAUUUCAGACCUAAAAUGGCUGGCGUCAGUCAUGGCAUAUGUGACUUGGGCUUCUGUAAGAUGAAAAUCAGUGUUCUCUGGUCCCUUCCCUGCUACGUUGGUGAGGAAGUGGGAUUACAAAACAGGCCCUAGGCUAGCAGUGUCUAAGAUGUGGUGUUUCAUGUACAAAUGCGUCUGCUUGCUGCAAUUUAUCUAUAUAUUUCAACUCAGACCUUGUAUUCUUCAGAUGCACCUUGUAGUCCCAACUGUUAUUUGUCAUUGAUCAGUCUUUGCUAUACAUUUUGGUGGCUGUUGUAGAGCGCGCUGUAUGUUGGCUUA